This is a messenger RNA of Pseudomassariella vexata, 1464 nucleotides long. Its product is annotated as histidine phosphatase superfamily. Gene Ontology annotation, molecular function: phosphatase activity. NCBI's taxonomy places the organism in Eukaryota, Fungi, Ascomycota, Sordariomycetes, Amphisphaeriales, Pseudomassariaceae. The transcript is spliced from 2 exons. The coding region runs from base 1 to 1464 and encodes 487 amino acids. Gene Ontology annotation, biological process: dephosphorylation. The record is from RefSeq and is a predicted model, not a curated record.
AUGGCGUCCAAACUAGCGACCCUUCUAUCCCUAGUCUCCCUCCUAGCACCCAGCACCGCCGCCGCCGAGACCGUGCUAGGCGUCUACAUCUUCCACCGGCACGGCGACCGUACGCCCAAAUCCCUCGGCAACGUGAACCUGACUGCGCUAGGCGCAGACCAAGUCUACCAAUCCGGAUCCUACUAUCGCUCCCGCUACGUCUCCUCCUCCUCCAGCUCCCCCAUCCUGGGCCUGCAGCCCGACAUCGCCGACACAGAACAAGUCGCCAUCAGCGCCGCGGCCGACGCCGUGUUGCAAAACUCAGCUUUCUCCUUCCUUCAGGGUGUGUACCCGCCUGCCGGGACAGCAGGCGCACAGGAGCUCGCCAACGGGUCGACGGUCCAGGGACCGUUGGGGGGGUAUCAGUACGUACCUGUGAAUUUGGUGGUGAGCGCGACGACAAGCGCCGAUGCCGAGAGCAGCGAGUGGUUGCAGGGCGGGAGCGGGUGCGGGAAGGCGGUCGUGAGCUCGAACAAUUAUUUCGUGUCGAGUGAGUAUAAGACGACAUACAAUGAGACGGCAGAUUUCUACCAGGCGUUGUUGCCGGUGAUUAAUGGGACGUUCGGGGAGAGCAAGGCGAAUUUUAAGAACGCCUAUACGAUCUUUGACCUUGUAAACGUAGCCACCAUCCACAACAAAACCAUACCCUCCUCCUCCCUGCUCACAAACAGCACCCUUGACGAUCUGAAAUGGUACGCCAACACGCACGAAUGGAACCUUGCUUACAACGCCUCGGACCCCAUCCGCGCCGUCGCCGGCAUGACCCUCGCGGGGCAAAUCCUCGCGGCACUGAACGCGACCCUUACCGGCGAAAGCGCCACGCCCUUCAACGUCCAAUUCGGUGCCUACGCUAGCUUCCUGUCCUUCUUCGGCCUGGCGCAAAUGCCCGCCAUCAGUGAGGACUUCACCGGCGUCGUCGACUACGCGUCCUCCAUGGUUUUCGAGCUCGUGACCAACUCCAGUGUCUCUUCAGGGGGAAGCUACCCGAGCAAUGAUGACGUGUCCGUCCGUUUCCUCUUCGUCAACGGCUCGGCGGGCCUCGUAGAGCCGCAGGCCUACCCGUUGUUCGGACGCCAGGAGACCGAACUCCCCUGGUCGACCUUCGUCACCGAGAUGAACAAGUUCGCCGUCGCCGAUACCAAGUCGUGGUGCGCGGCGUGCGGCAAUUCGACGGGCGUCUGUGCUUCUUCUGCUUCUAGCUCAGGGGGGGAUGCGUCGACGAGCUCUACAGGUGGCAGUGACCGCGGGAACGGCAUCUCUUUGCCGGUUGCUGGUGUCAUCGGCGCCCUCGUCACAUUGGUUGUCAUUCUCGGCAUCGAGGGGCUGGUCUACGCCAUUGCUGGGCUGAAGCUCGUCAAGAAGUCGACGCUGGCGGGCGCGACGGCAACGAGUGGUGGUGCAGGGGUUGCCGGAUCCAAGGCUUAG